GCCACUUCCCCAGGCUAUGGAUCUCUCCAGCAGCACCACGUCACUCUCAGUGCGUGCCCCUGGACUGUCCCGACGGCUGUCCUCGCAGAGUGGAAUGGCAGGCAGACCUAGGGGCAUGUCUGCUUCCAGUGUAGGAAGCAGCUAUGGAGGAUGCGCCUUUGGACUUGGAGCCGGCUAUGGGGGAGGGUUUUCAGCUGCUUCCAUGUUUGGUUCUAGUUCUGGCUUUGGUGGUGGCUCUGGAAGUUCCUUUGCAGGGGGACUGGGCAGCUCCAUAGCAGGGGGACUGGGCAGUGGUUAUGGGAGAGCCCUCGGGGGAGGUGGCUUUGGGGGCCUGGGGAUGGGAUUUGGGGGAGGCCCAGGGGAUGCCUCCCUAGGUAUCGUCUCUGGCAAUGAUGGAGGCCUUCUUUCUGGAUCAGAAAAAGAAACCAUGCAAAAUCUUAAUGAUAGAUUAGCUUCCUACUUGGAUAAGGUUCGCGCUCUAGAGGAGGCAAACACUGAGCUAGAAAACAAAAUUCGAGAGUGGUAUGAAACACAAGGAACGGGAACGGGGGACCCUGCAUCACAGAAUGAUUACAGCAAAUAUUACCCGUUGAUUGAAGACCUCAGGAAUAAGAUCAUUUCUGCCAGCAUUGGAAACGCCCAGCUCAUCUUGCAGAUCGACAAUGCGAGGCUGGCAGCCGAGGACUUCAGAAUGAAGUAUGAGAACGAGCUCGCCCUGCGUCAGAGCGUGGAGGCCGACAUCAACGGCCUGCGCCGGGUGCUGGAUGAGCUGACCCUGACCAGGAGCGACCUGGAGAUGCAGAUUGAAAGCCUGAACGAGGAGCUAGCCUACAUGAAGAAGAAUCAUGAGGAGGAGCUCCAAAGCUUCCGGGUGGGUGGCCCAGGCGAGGUCAGCGUAGAAAUGGACGCUGCCCCCGGAGUGGACCUCACCAGGCUCCUCAACGAUAUGAGGGCGCAGUACGAAGCCAUUGCCGAGCAGAACCGGAAGGACGCGGAAGCCUGGUUCAUCGAGAAGAGCGGGGAGCUCCGGAAGGAGAUCAGCACCAACACCGAGCAGCUCCAGUCCAGCAAGAGCGAGGUCACCGACCUGAGGCGCGCGGUCCAAAACCUGGAGAUCGAGCUCCAGUCCCAGCUGGCCAUGAAGAAAUCCCUGGAGGACUCACUGGCGGAAGCCGAGGGCGAGUACUGCGGGCAGCUGGCCCAGGUGCAACAGCUCAUUGGCAGCCUGGAGGCGCAGCUGCUGCAGGUGCGCUCGGAUGCCGAGCGCCAGAACGCGGACCACCAGCGCCUGCUGGACGUCAAGGCCCGCCUGGAGCUGGAGAUUGAGACCUACCGCCGCCUGCUGGACGGCGAGGCCCAAGGGGAUGGCCUGGAUGAAAGUUUAUUACUUGUGACAGACUCCAAGUCUCAAGCACAGUCAAUUGAUUCCUCUAUAGACUCAUCCAAAACCCGAAAAAUCAAGACAGUUGUGCAGGAGAUGGUGAAUGGUGAGGUGGUCUCAUCUCAAGUCCAGGAAAUUGAAGAACUAAUGUAAAAUUUUAGAUCUGCCCCAUGAUUGGUUACUUAGAAUUGAGAAAUUUACAAGUAGAAGUUAUGCCCUUCAGAGUAAGAUGCUAUAUUAGUUCAGUCUCUCUUUUUGUGUUUCCUUUUCUUUGGAUUCCCCACUCACAUUGAGUCCUUUUUGCCCUUCUGAAACAAGUUUUAAUCACAAGUCAUUGUGGCCAUGUGGGUCUUUAUAACAAACCAAAAUUAUCUUACAUCUUUCUGGAUCUGGAAUAGUCUUUUUAGGAACUUUCUUCUGGGUGACCUGGAAUAUUUUUUUAAUCAUAAAGCUUUAAUCAAGUAGUACUGUUUUAAAAUAGUUCAUUUUAAUAAAAGAUGAACAGUAAUAAUGUGAAA
Carlito syrichta (Philippine tarsier) is the source of this 1899-nucleotide messenger RNA. It is a transcript of the gene KRT12, whose product is annotated as keratin 12. The coding region runs from base 17 to 1534 and encodes 505 amino acids. Gene Ontology annotation, molecular function: structural molecule activity. The transcript is spliced from 8 exons. Lineage: Eukaryota; Metazoa; Chordata; Mammalia; Primates; Tarsiidae. The record is from RefSeq and is a predicted model, not a curated record.